Molecule: messenger RNA, 1998 nt
Organism: Talaromyces rugulosus
Lineage: Eukaryota; Fungi; Ascomycota; Eurotiomycetes; Eurotiales; Trichocomaceae
Exons: 7
Coding region: 1-1998 (665 amino acids)
Biological process (GO): DNA-templated transcription; regulation of transcription by RNA polymerase II
Cellular component (GO): chromatin
Molecular function (GO): zinc ion binding; DNA-binding transcription factor activity, RNA polymerase II-specific; RNA polymerase II cis-regulatory region sequence-specific DNA binding
Source: RefSeq, a predicted model, not a curated record
AUGGAGCCCUCUCCCUCCACUGGCGAUCAGGUGAAACCGUUUGCUUGCCCUGCGUGCCCCUCUCACUUUACCAGGCAGGAAAAUUUGAAUCGUCAUAUUGCGUCAGUCCAUCGCAAGUCCAAUUUGAGACCCUUCGCCUGCCCACAAUGUGCAGUUAGUUUCUCUAGAAGCGAUUUGAGGAAACGACAUGUCAGAAAGUUUCACCCCCAGCAGACCAAUGAUUCUGAGUCGUCAAAGUCUACGGUUGACAGAAACAGGGUGGAUGGGACAUCACAAUUGUCGUCGGCAGUUCCACAACUGAAUAGCCCGGUCCAACUGGCUUCUUCUCUGUUUAUAUCAAGGGCUCAAAAUCCAACAGAAAACGAGAAUCAUAGCAGCACGUUUAACAACAGUAACAGUAAUAUUAAUAACAACACAAAUGGCACCAAGAAAAAUAAAGAUAACAAUCCAGAGUCGACCACGAACCUAUUCACGGCGCACAAUAUUUCAUGGCUUUUCAAGGUGCCACAAUUUAUAACAGCAUAUUUUGAAAAGUUCCAUCCGCUGUUCCCAAUAAUUCAUCAGCCGACCUUUGAUAUUGCAUGUGCUACGGAGCCUUUAUUGCAAGCAAUUGCCUGCAAUGGAGCUAUCUAUCAAUCGGCCGGGGAGAGCCACAACAUUAGUCUAGGACUCUUUGAGGCUGGCCUCAAAUUCCUGGAUAACUAUGUUCAAGAAGCCCCUUGCUCGGCAUUUCGAAAACUUUGGGUUUUGCAGGCUUACAUACUCUUUGAGCAUUAUGCGAUAUACUCUUGCCAGGAUGGCCUUUUCACAAAGGCUCUUAAUAUCCAUCGAAGAAUCGUUGAUGCUGCAAGACAGUAUCAGCUUCUUCAAGACGGCGUCACGUUGAAUGGUGCAUCGACUGCAGGAGAAUGGGAGUUGAUUCUACAGACACAGGAGGUGUCAUUCAAUGAAGAAGACGACAAUAACGCUAAUGUGGAGCCGCGGCCAGCACAUGGAGACCUCUACGAAAAUAUUAUGCAACUGAUGAACCCGAAUCCCCGAAGACGGCCGCUCGGUUUCCUCUGGUGGUCACCUUUCUCUUGCCUGAUGCUGAUUAUCCAGAUUCAAAUGAUGGUCAGAGACUUGACCACCUCUAGCAUAUUUCUAUUCAACAAUAUUUCCUCUGAUGAAAACAGGCACAACCUUACCAUAUUAUCAGAAGACAACAGGGCUCCAAUAAUGAGAGCCUUGGAAGCGCUCGCCGACCUUAUGCCAAACAUAACUACACCCGGCUGGUCUUAUAUUUUUAAUAAUAACAUUUCUGUACCCGCAGUUGACCCUACAGUGUGGCAUCCUGUCUGGAUAGCCUGGCACUACACAGCGAUGUGUCUCACGCACCAAGACUCUCUUCUUACCAGUGGCAUUGUGGAAUACGGUCUUCCGGCAGCUAUUUCGACUACAUGGGAGCUCGGUAAACCUCGGGCAAAACAGCAUCGCGAUAUAUAUGAAGACCGAGACGUAAUCCGAGUUGUAAACCACUUUGAGAUGAUUCUGUUGUUAUUGACACGACCUUCCGCUGGUGGAUACUUUGGCCAUUCGCCAACAUCUGCGACCUCACGGCAGUUUAACGGAGACCAGUUCACGACGAUCCUGUGUUUCAAAGCAUGUAUCAUGGGCUGGCGUGUUUUGCGCCUCAUGGCUUUAACGCUUGAACGGAGUGCUGCGUACGAAGCACUGCGGCUGAACAAACCAAGCAUCUGUUCAUGGUCAGCACGUGUCGUACUAAGUAGAAUUUUGGGUCCUAUAAAUCCUGAUAGCCAGAACUUGUUCAUCUCCUCUCAGCAGAAUAGCGAACUACCUCAGAUUGAAGCGGCCAGCUGCGAGGACCAGUAUCUGGAAUGGAUGGAGCAAACAUUCGCCUUGAGAAGUCUAAGGCCAAUGAGCAGAUGGAUACUGGCGGUCAUUAGCGAGACACGACUGGAAGAGUCACGAAACCAAACCAUGACUUCUUUCCCCUAG